This is a messenger RNA of Entelurus aequoreus (snake pipefish), 2023 nucleotides long. Its product is annotated as protein SSUH2 homolog. Bases 123 to 1178 code for a protein of 351 amino acids. The record is from RefSeq and is a predicted model, not a curated record. Lineage: Eukaryota; Metazoa; Chordata; Actinopteri; Syngnathiformes; Syngnathidae. Gene Ontology annotation, molecular function: heat shock protein binding. The transcript has 12 exons.
AAAAGUAUUGACCGGAAAUGGUGUGUUCGGAACACAGUGCAUUUUAGGGGCGCGGUGCUGCGGUACUAAUCCUGCAAUCAACUAAAUCACGGAUUCAAGUGUUCGCAGCAAACUUGACCACGAUGAACAGUGCAGCCGUGUACCCGCCUCUCGCCCCCCCCGCCAACAUGCCAGGCUACGAGGGCAUGGGUCAAGGCGCAGGUGGCUUCCUGCCUCCCCCCAUGCCCAUGCAGCCCAUUGCCCCCCCCCAACCGGUGCCUGAGCCCGAAGACUGGAUGAUCCCGUCCUUGUCGGAGGACGCUGCCCGCAAAGUCUUCAAGGACUACGCCGGCUCCAAAUGUUGCUACAGCGAGGGGCCCGCCAAGGAUGGCGUCAUCACCCAGAUGGAGCCCCUGAAUACGUACCGGUACCGCCUGGAGACCUACGUGGAGUCCAGGUCCACCGAGUGGGCCCACAAACCUCACAACGGUGAGGUGGCAGACUUCUACACGCAGACGGCCCCCCAGCCCUGGGAGGUCCAGGCCACACCCCCCAACCUCUUCGCUAAUGGCAAAGAAAAUAUCCGCGUGCCCUACACCUCCACUGUCAAGGACUGCCAUGACUGCAAUGGCACGGGGAGCAAGGCUUGUGAGGAGUGCCGUGGGAGUGGAUAUAAAACGUGCCACCUGUGUAACGGUUCUGGCAGCAACAAUGAGGGCGGCUGUAUUCGCUGUGACUCUACAGGCAAAGACAAGUGCUCCGAGUGCCACGCCCGUGGCACCAAGAAGUGUGAGACAUGCGAGGGGAAGUGCAGACUGCUCACCUUCAUCCAGCUGACAGUGGAGUGGACCAACCAUGUGGAAGAUCACAUGGUGGAGCAGGACUGUGCUCUCACCAAGAAGGACCUGAGCUCAGUCAGCGGGAAGGAGCUCUUUAAGGACAGCCACUACCUGGUGUAUCCACUCCUGGGCUUCCCAAACCCGGCCAUCUGUGAGGCGUCUGAGCGUCUGGUGCGCGAACACCAGAGCAAGUACGGGCAGAACUCCAGGAUCCUGCAGCAAAGGCAGACCGUGGAGUUGAUCCCCAUCACCAGAGUCGGCUACAAGUGGAAAGGCGACUCUCACGUCUACUUCGUGUACGGCAACGAGCAGCUGGUCAGCACCGAUUACCCUGCCACCUGCUGCUGCGUUAUCCUGUAGACGCAGGACGCCAUGCGUCUUCCUUCCCUUCUGCCCCCGAGUGAGCAGGAAGCGAAGCCCUCCACACGAGGAAGUCGUCAAAGUGUCAAACUCGUGGCCAUCUUGAAAUAGCGUGUCGCUUGUAUAAAUUGGUAACCUACCACUUUGGUUCCAUUGUAGUCCAAAGGCACCACUUGCAGUAGGAAGGGGACUCAUACGGCCCCAUUCGGCACGAUUUACCCGACACUUGAAAUGUGACGAAUUGGGGGCUAUUCACACUGUUCACUUUAUCCAGCAGGUGGCAGGAGAGUGUUUAAUAUCUCAAAAUGUGUUGUGUGGCAAUUCCAACUUUGACCGCUGUGUCAGUUGCUAUGUAGAGUGCAUUGCAAAGUGAUUUCUUCCUCUCACGCGAGACCCGCCCAAGAACGGGGCCAUAUGAAUCCCUUCCCUUGUACGGUAUUUUGAAAUGUGUGUCUUUUUCUGUCCGUAAUCGUCCUUUUUGUCUGUCGGCACAAAGACCUCUACCUCUCUAUCUGAGACCACUACACUACUUUCACUUUCACUUAGUAAUACAACAGCCUUAACUUACUACCAAUAUAUGUUUGACUUUGUUUUGGGGCCUUCAAAGGUUUUUAAAGGGUACAUACUAGACACACACGUGUCACAUGUCUGCAUGAAUCGUGUCAAAGGGCAUUUUCACAACAUCUACUCAGGUGUGUUGACAAACUCUAAAUAUGUUCUUUCAGUGAACCACUCAUUACGUUGUUUCAUUUCAAUGUACUGUUUACAAACCUGAUGAUGUAUUUGAUGAAUAACUAAUAAUCAUGCUUUUAAUCCCAUUGUUGAAAAAAAUAAAAGUCCAUAUA